Messenger RNA from Racocetra persica, 325 nucleotides. The record is from the annotation of a GenBank genome assembly. NCBI's taxonomy places the organism in Eukaryota, Fungi, Glomeromycota, Glomeromycetes, Diversisporales, Gigasporaceae.
AGUAGUCGGAAUGAAAAUGAUUCACUUAACUCCAAAAUUGGCUGAAACUUUUUAUCAGGAGCAUAGUACUAAACCGUUUUUUAAAGGGAUGACCGAAUUCAUGUGUGGUUCGCCCGUAGUGGCAAUUUGCUUGGAAGGAGAAAAUGCUAUCCAAUUUAAUCGCGAAAUUAUGGGUGCUACUAAUCCCCAGGAAGCCCAAGCCGGAACCAUCCGAAAAAUCUACGGAACUGGUAUUGAUGCUAACGCUAUUCACGGCUCCGACAGUCCGCAAGCCGCAGAAAGAGAAAUAAACUUUUUUUUUAAAAAAGAGGAGAUUUUUUCUUGA